AUGGCUUCGCUGCAGGUCGGCGCCGGCCGCGGCGUGGGUUGCUGCUUCGGCCCGCUGGACGGCCGGCGGCAGGAGAGGAGAGCGAUGGCGGCGCUGCGACCGCCGAGGGCGGGUGCGGGGGCGAAGGUGGCGGAGGAGGACAAGGUGAGGCUGGGCGAGUCCAGCGUGGCGGUGAGCAAGCUCGGCAUCGGUGCAUGGUCGUGGGGUGACACCACCUACUGGAACGACUCCGAGUGGGACGACAGGAGACUGAAGGAGGCUAAAGCAGCAUUCGACGCCAGCAUCGACAACGGAAUGACUUUCUUUGACACCGCCGAAGUAUACGGCACAGCGCUCAUGGGAGCAGUGAAUUCAGAAAGCCUACUGGGAGAUUUCAUCAGGGAGAGGCAGCAGAAGGGGGCGGUGGAUGUGACCGUGGCCACCAAGUUUGCGGCGCUACCCUGGAGGUUCGGACGUGGCAGCGUCCUCUCCGCGCUCAAGAAGUCGCUGGAGCGCCUCGGCCUCCCCUCCGUCGAGCUCUACCAGCUCCACUGGCCAGGGCUAUGGGGAAACGAAGGGUACCUUGAUGGCCUGGCGGACGCGUACGAGCAAGGUCUCGUCAAGGCCGUCGGAGUCUCCAACUACAAUGGUGUUCUGUCAGGGAAAUACACUCCGGAGAAUCCACCUACGGGUCCUCGGGGUAAUACCUACACUCCCGAGUUCCUCACCAAGCUCCAACCACUGAUGAACAGGAUCAAAGAGAUUGGAGUAAGCUAUGGCAAGAACCCAACACAGGUGUCUCUCAACUGGCUGACCUGCCAGGGCAACGUGGUGCCCAUCCCGGGGGCCAAGAACGCCGGCCAGGCAAUGGAGUUCGCCGGUGCACUCGGGUGGAGCCUCACCUUCGACGAGGUCGAGGAGCUGCGGACCCUCGCGCGCGAGAUCAAGGGAAUCAAGAUGCCCAUCGAGGAGUCAUGA
Molecule: messenger RNA, 957 nt
Organism: Triticum turgidum subsp. durum (durum wheat)
Lineage: Eukaryota; Viridiplantae; Streptophyta; Magnoliopsida; Poales; Poaceae
Source: the annotation of a GenBank genome assembly